UCUCUCUCUCUCUCUCUCUCUCUUAUUUGCAUCCGAUCUGUUCUAGGGUUUAUCCCUUUGUGGGUGAUUCGUUCAAUGGAGAAAAACGAAGUUUCUUUUUCUAUGGAGAAAAACAAAGUAGGAGCUACAAGUUUCUAUCUAUGCCUGCAAAAGUAUAUACUUCUCGUAAUUCAAAACCCAUGUGUCCACAUGUGCAUGUUGCUUCCCAUUUUCUGACUUAGUCAUUCACUUGGUAACAAAAACCAAAGAGAUUUUCAUAAGAUUUUUGCAUGAUUUCUGCUCGUAGGAAAAAAAAAAUUAGGGUCACUCGGAUAAAAGAAGUGAGACCAUCAAUUUAUAUGGAUUGUUUUCUUAUACCACAAUUUCAUAGGAUUUUUAAGAAGAGAUUAAACCCCACCUAGUGAAAAAUAGUGGUUAGACCUCAUGGAAAUUUGUAUUUGUGCCUCCCACACAUCUUCUGUCACUUCAUAUUCGCCUACAGAAAUUAUUAGCAUCAAAUGAGUCAAGUAAAUUCCCAUAUUAUAGUUUCCCAUGGACCAAAGAGGUCAUAACAUCUCAACCAUACUUUUUUGCCUAUUCAUAAGUUUUUAGAAACCUGAGUUCCAAAGAUGCCCUUAUUAUUGAUCAAGUAGUGAAGGAAUUGCAGUUUUUGUGUCCCAAAGAACUAUUAUGAGCAUUCAUUCAUAAGAUAACCAAGAACAAAAGCUCAGCGUCUCUGAAAUUAGAAAGUAUGCACUGAUUUUGGGGCUUCAUUAGUAACUAUUUACUUCACUGAUGCUUCUGUCAACACAGAUCUCCACUAUAAUCUUAAGGGUGGACCUUGAUUGCCACCAGUGCUACAAAAAGAUCCGCAAGAUUCUUUGCAGCCUUCAAGAUCAAGAGAGGAUUAGGACGAUCUCCUUCGACACCAACAAUAACGCAGUCAUCAUCGACGGGCCGUUCGAUCCACACAAGCUAUCAUGCAGGAUCAGAUGCAAAGGAGGCAAGGUGAUCAAGGGCGUCCAAAUCAUGGGCGACGGCAAGCCGGAAGAGAUGGCCGGGCCACCGCCGAGCAACAGUCGCAAAAAGAAAUCAAAAUCAAAGGGGAAGGGGAAGGAGUCACCGCCGCCGCCCGCUGAGCAGCCACAAGCAUAUCAUCCUCAGCCGCCCACCGAGCAGCAGCCACAGGCAUACUACCCUCAGCCGCCCACUGAGCAGCCACCGGCAUACCACCAGCAGCCGCCCACUGAGCAGCCACCGGAAUACCACCCUCAGCAGCACACCGAGCAGCAACCGGCAUACCACCCUCAGCCGCCCGCUGAGCAGCCACAGGAAUACCACCACCCUCAGCAGCCCCCUCCGGACAGAGAGAUGUCAGCGACCAUGCAGGCGGUCAGGGAGGAGGAGAGGCCGAAAGAGAGACCGGCCGAGCUUGAGACGCCAAAGGAGAUGCAGGUCCACUUCGUGCCAGAAGCAGGGCCAGAGUGCCACAAGAACCCGAGGGAGAGGAGGCACCCGAUGGGAGAGAUGCCGUCGUGGAACGGGCCGCCGAUGGUGGAGAUCCCCUCGCUGCCGGCGCGACCUGUGGGCCCGUGCCGCUGCACGUGCUGCGCGUCAUGCUACCAGGGGUACUACGGAAGUUGCAGGUGCUCAGACUGCGGCAGGACGUACGGCUACACCGCCGCCGUGGCGCUGCCGCCGCCAGCCGGCUGCUACGGUGGCGCACGCGCGCCGUACUGCGGCGGAUACAGCGGCUACCGGGUUAUCUGCGAGGAGGAUCAAGCGGGUGCUUGCAUCAUAAUGUGAUCUGUUCACUGUUUCGUGUGCCACAACCAUUGUGCUGCUUAGGCAAAUUUGCAUGUGUUUUGCGUGUCUUGAUUACCAAUGAUUCGUGUAUGCAUCUGCUAUGCAUCUAUCAUUUUUGUAGGGGGGGCUUUGCAUGAAUCGUCGCCAA
Triticum dicoccoides is the source of this 1933-nucleotide messenger RNA. Its product is annotated as protein PYRICULARIA ORYZAE RESISTANCE 21-like. Bases 775 to 1785 code for a protein of 336 amino acids. The record is from RefSeq and is a predicted model, not a curated record. The transcript is spliced from 2 exons. Gene Ontology annotation, molecular function: metal ion binding. Gene Ontology annotation, biological process: regulation of defense response to fungus. NCBI's taxonomy places the organism in Eukaryota, Viridiplantae, Streptophyta, Magnoliopsida, Poales, Poaceae.